Molecule: messenger RNA, 693 nt
Organism: Entrophospora sp. SA101
Lineage: Eukaryota; Fungi; Glomeromycota; Glomeromycetes; Entrophosporales; Entrophosporaceae
Source: the annotation of a GenBank genome assembly
AUGUAUCAACCACCCGCACUUGAAAAUGAUGGGGUGGAACUCAACUUAAUGAAUGAUGGAGAGAAAUACUUCCCUCAUAAUGAUCAAGACCUUCGUGAGAUGCUCCGCAUAUUUGUAUCAAAGAACAAUCUCAAGUUUACCGUGUUCAUAGAAAUGCCCUCAAAAGCUUUCUUGGAUUGGUCUUUCCCAAAAGUGUGUCAGCUUUACAAACUCUGUGAAUUGGAGGACCCAUCAUUGUCAGUAUUCCCGCCUUUCACUUUUGAUUUUGCAAUAGACUUACUCCAAACCACAAAAAUGGUUGGUGUGACAGAAGUAAAGGAUGAGGAUUUUUACAAGGGUAUUGCUCAGAAUGCUGUGCAACUUGAAUCAGCUUUAUCAAACUGUAAGCGUAAAGCAAGUGAGAUGGAAGAAGAUGUUUUUACGGGAAAGACUUUUGGAAUUAUUACAGAUGCAAAAGAAUGGUAUUUUAUGGAAUGUUUGUAUAACGAGGGGAAGCCAUUGUUUAAGCUAUCAAAACCAGUUACCGUUGUGUAUGAUGAUGAAGAUUUGCAAGCUAAGGUGGGAAAGGUUCUCAGUCAUAUUGCAUGGUUGUUGGAGGAGGCACAGAAGCCGGAUUCUGAUUCUCAAAGUGAAGAAAGUGUAAUAAAAAAACAUAGGUCAUCAAGCAAUCUUACCGGAAAGUCAGAUAAAUAG